UAUAACGAUAUAACGUCCUGAACCCUUCAUCAUGGUUAUUCGAACGCUGUCUCAAAAUCCGUGGGAAACAAGCACUCGAUCCGCCCUGGUGCGCAUCUCGACCCACAGCCUAUUUAUCUCCACCAGCGGCCCCCCGCGUCAUCCCGGUAGCCCCGUCGUGCUCUUCUUUACCGGUGGUGGCGCCCCCAGUGCCCUCUACCUGCGCCUGCAACGUCUCCUAUCCGUCCGCCAUCGGGUCUACUUCCACGAUCGAGCAGGUUAUGGCGACUCCGAACUCGGGCCAGGUGGUACUGGAAUUCAUUUGGGGACAAUGUUGACGGCUCAGACCGCGGCCAGGGAGUUGGGGGAGUUACUUGACGUGAUCGGCGUGGCCCCCCCGUAUAUCCUUUUGAGUCAUUCGUAUGGGUCCAUCUGUGCCAGAGCGUUUGCUGGACUCUUUGAUCCCAUGCAGCCGUCCGUCGCGGGGAUGGUCCUGGCCGAAUCUGCGACCGAGCUGAUGUUCGAGCUGUUCCAGCCGUCCGUUCCACCGCCAGCGUUCACGGCCAUCGCUCGCGGAGUGGAUAUUGAGGCUGUCACGCAUGAAAUGGAACGAUCACGUCUGACAGAUCAAGAGCUGGCAUAUGUAAAAGCUCAGUUGAAGAAGAGCGCCCGUGGCAGUGCCCUAGAGAAACCCAGGCUGAGUGCUAAGCGGCUGCUCAGGGAACAGCAAUUUGCCCGACAAGUGCUUGGAAAUGCACCUCUCAGUGUCAUUUGCGCGGACUUCACGAAGGACUUUCGAUUGAUCUUCGAGGCAGGAGUGCGGAUGGGAAAUGGGACGAGGGCUGAGAGGGAGGAAUGUACACGGUUCUUUGAGCAGGCGCAGAUGUUCAAUGAUGAGCUUCGGGCGGGUCAACUCAGGCUGUCGGGCUGCAAUCGUUUUCGAAAGGUCCUAGAGGAGGGCCACAGUCUCCCUAUUACGCAUCCGGAGAUCUUGGUGGAGGAAGUACAGUGGGUGGUGGAUCAUUUGAAAGGGAGAGUAUCAGGACAUUGAAGGAGAUGGCAAGCUGUGUUUCUUAUUUGACGUAGACUCUAUGCACUACACUCAUUAUGUGAC
Aspergillus fijiensis CBS 313.89 is the source of this 1093-nucleotide messenger RNA. Its product is annotated as alpha/beta fold hydrolase. The transcript has a single exon. NCBI's taxonomy places the organism in Eukaryota, Fungi, Ascomycota, Eurotiomycetes, Eurotiales, Aspergillaceae. The record is from RefSeq and is a predicted model, not a curated record. The coding region runs from base 32 to 1030 and encodes 332 amino acids.